Molecule: messenger RNA, 1288 nt
Organism: Asterias rubens (European starfish)
Lineage: Eukaryota; Metazoa; Echinodermata; Asteroidea; Forcipulatida; Asteriidae
Product: sodium/potassium/calcium exchanger 1-like
Exons: 6
Coding region: 47-1288 (413 amino acids)
Source: RefSeq, a predicted model, not a curated record
UUUUCGGCAGACCUCACCGCCGAGCGAUUACAGUAGAAGCUUCAUCAUGGCUGGAUCAAACAACUUGCUUUUUCUCACCUGUCUUCUGCUGGCAAUAGUUUGCCUUGCACACUCCCAGUCACUCUAUCGUAGGGUCGCCAAACGCUAUCCUUCUGCACACAGAACACGGGAAGUGGCUCAAAAUGUAGCUGGAGAAGUAGAUGACAUCGGCAGCAUGGUAGACUCAAUGCGCAAAGAUCUUCUGCUUCUUGAACAACGAAUUGUGAGUCUUGAAACCAAUGACCACAACCAUGGCCAGCGUUUAGAGACUAUUGAGGUGAUGUUAAACGUUCCGAGUGACUCUGAUGAGCAAGCUGGUGAUGAACAGCCACAUGAUGCUGACGACACUACUGACACAUCACACGAAUCUCAAUCGGGGACAGAAAGUGAGGCUGGACAAUCAUCUUCAAACAUUGCGUCAAAUGGUGACAAUACCCAGAAUGGAAACGGACAAGAAAACAACAUUCAGGCACAAAACUCGGAUGCAGACAUACGUGCCGGUGUGGUUGACUUGUUAGAACACGCCGAAGCCGCCAUUGCAGAAGCAGCAGAUAUUCUCGGUGGCGAACAAAAUGACCAUCAGAAACCAGAGACUGAAGACGCCGGAAAAAGCUCCACGGCCGACGGUGAUGAAGCCGAGGGUGACGCCGAGGGUGACGCCGAGGGUGACGCCGAGGGUGGCAAUGGUGACGUUGAGGGUGACGACGCCGAGGCUGGCAACGGUGACGCCGAGGCUGGCAACGGUGACGCCGAGGCUGGCAACGGUGACGCCGAGGCUGGCAACGGUGACGCCGAGGCUGGCAACGGUGACGCCGAGGCUGGCAUUGGUGACGCCGAGGAGGGUACCGAUAAUGAAAUUCCCACCGUGACUUACAAGACUCCUGAUCAUAGUAACGUCAUGGCUGGAAGUGAUGAGAAGGUACAACCUACUGCCGGUGAUGUCGAAAUCCACAAUGAAAAUCCAACAAGUGAGGAGGAGGUGAACCCCGCCCAGAAUGAAGUAUUGGGUGGUGGGAGUGAUGAUGAGGAAGAUAAAGACGGGGAGGAAGAUCAGGACCAAGAGGGGAGUGAGAACACAGAGAGUGGUUCUAAGUCCGAGGAAGAUGACGACAGCAAAGAUGGAGACGUUGAUAAAAGAUACCGUGUUGAUACCCCGCAGCGACAGGCAAGACCCCAAAACCGGUCUUUUCGUUUCCAUCGCCGCUUUUUACCUUACAAUAGGCGUGUCAGCAUUCAUCGCGGUAACUAG